ACUGAAAAUUUUAUGAGGGCAGCUAUCGUGUCUAGCUGUGUUAGGGGCGUAUCCCCAGUGCCUAGCAAAUGUCUAGCAUACAAGACGUCCUUCAAUAAACACAGAAAUACUUGUUUAAUGAAUGAAUAGACAUUCUCGAAAGAUCACAAGAUACCUGUUCAGCCACGAAGAAGACUGCACUGUGCACUGCUUUUCAAAGACAUGGCAGUGAAAUCAGAUGCCUUUCAAACUCUAAGCCUAAGCAGUAUUGGCAUUCCGUUCUCGGUUUCCUGGCUGUCACAACCACAGUCCCUUAGCCCGAAGCGAAACCCCCUCCGCGCUCCGCCCGCUGGCUAGGUACCAAGUCUCGCGGCCCCACCCACCGCGCAAGCGCGCCCCCUCUUUGGCUGGGGCGCUAACCUCGGGAGGGCGGGGCGCCGCCGCGAGCCACCACUGGCACAGGGUGACGUCGCUCCGCCGCGCAGCUGGAAGCCUGCGAAGUCAAAUAGCAGCCGCGGGGAGGCUCGUUCCCAUCGGCAUCUGUGAUUGGCUGCGAUCGAGGGCCCGGGCGGCCGGCCAGCCGUCUCGCCGAGUGCCGACUGGCCGGAUCUGCUGUCAGUCAGCGGGAACAGACUUCUCCCUCUCCAUCUGGUCAACUGCGGGAGAAAAAUUUUCGAGAAUUUCCAGCAGGCAAGGCAGUGGCCGCUUUGACUGCUUGCUUCGGAGAUCCGAGACGACGGAGAAGGCACUCUUAUUUACCGACCAAGAAAGCUCCUCCCCCGUCCUCCGUUAGCUAAUUAAAACAUUUUUCAGGGACGUAGCCAUCCAGAGACAUUCCAUUAUUGUUCCAUUGACCUUUCCCUCAUCACUGAGUCCUUUGGAGCUGAGUUAUGUCAACAGCUGCCUUAAUUACUUUGGUCAGAAGUGGUGGGAACCAGGUGAGAAGGAGAGUGCUGCUAAGCUCCCGCCUGCUGCAGGACGACAGGCGGGUGACACCCACGUGCCACAGCUCCACUUCAGAGCCUAGGUGUUCUCGGUUUGACCCAGACGGUAGUGGGAGUCCAGCUACCUGGGACAAUUUUGGGAUCUGGGAUAACCGCAUUGAUGAGCCAAUUCUGCUGCCACCCAGCAUUAAGUAUGGCAAGCCAAUUCCCAAAAUCAGCUUGGAAAAUGUGGGGUGCGCCUCACAGAUUGGCAAACGGAAAGAGAAUGAAGAUCGGUUUGACUUCGCUCAGCUGACAGAUGAGGUCCUGUACUUUGCAGUGUAUGAUGGACAUGGUGGACCUGCAGCAGCUGAUUUCUGUCAUACCCACAUGGAGAAAUGUAUUAUGGAUUUGCUUCCUAAGGAGAAGAACUUGGAAACUCUGUUGACCUUGACUUUUCUAGAAAUAGAUAAAGCCUUUUCGAGUCAUGCCCGCCUGUCUGCUGAUGCAACUCUUCUGACCUCUGGGACUACUGCAACAGUAGCCCUAUUGCGAGAUGGUAUUGAACUGGUUGUAGCCAGUGUUGGGGACAGCCGGGCUAUUUUGUGUAGAAAAGGAAAACCCAUGAAGCUGACCAUUGACCAUACUCCAGAAAGAAAAGAUGAAAAAGAAAGGAUCAAGAAAUGUGGUGGUUUUGUAGCUUGGAAUAGUUUGGGGCAGCCUCACGUAAAUGGCAGGCUUGCAAUGACAAGAAGUAUUGGAGAUUUGGACCUUAAGACCAGUGGUGUCAUAGCAGAACCUGAAACUAAGAGGAUUAAGUUACAUCAUGCUGAUGACAGCUUCCUGGUCCUCACCACAGAUGGAAUUAACUUCAUGGUGAAUAGUCAAGAGAUUUGUGACUUUGUCAAUCAGUGCCAUGAUCCCAACGAAGCAGCCCAUGCGGUGACUGAACAGGCAAUACAGUAUGGUACUGAGGAUAACAGUACUGCAGUAGUAGUGCCUUUUGGUGCCUGGGGAAAAUAUAAGAACUCUGAAAUCAACUUCUCAUUCAGCAGAAGCUUUGCCUCCAGUGGACGAUGGGCCUGAUUACCAGCUGGGACUUAGAGUUUCUGUGCAACAGUUUUUCACUGAGCAUGUCAAGAAACUGAUAAGAUCAAAAAGGUCUCCUAACUCACUAGAUCAGCGCACAAGUCAGUGUAAACCACUUACGUAGUAGUUUUUUCAUAAAUGCUCAUCAUAUUUAUGUUCAGCUGUGCAUGUUCAGUAUAAAUAUAUGUGUAGUGAAGCUACUGUGAGUCUUUAAAUGGAAAGAGCAAAUGAGAAGUGGUUUGGAUAUACUUGAUGAGAGAUGAGAGUGUCACAUUAAUAAUUUUUAAGACUCUUAGGCAGCUAAUGGGUUUCUUUUGAUCAUUUUUGUUCUUUAUUCAUUUGAACACGUUUUUGAAGUUCUUCAAAACUAGUCAGUUUGAAUUUUGACAGCUAUUCAAUAUGUGAUCUCCAAGUUUAAAAAAAUUUUUUCCCAGACUUCCCUAAUCCUAAAAUGCGAGUUUUUAUUUUUAAUAACUGUACCAAGGAAUAAGUAUGAAAACAGUUCUCUGUUACCAUAUUUUGUAUUCUGGACUACUUACUGGUGAAAGCAACCAUGCAAAAGAAAUUAAUUUGGCCAGGCACAGUGGCUCAUGCCUGUAAUCCCAGCACUUUGGGAGGCCAAGGUGGGUAGAUCAUCUGAGGUCAGGAAUUCAAGACCAGCCUGGCCAACAUGGUGAAACCCCGUCUCUAGUAAAAAUCCAAAAAAAAAAAAAAAAAAUUUAGCUGGGCGUGGUGGCAGACACCUGUAAUCCCAGCUACUCGGGAGGCUGAGGAAAGAGGAAUCACUUGAACCCAGGAGACGGGGGUUGCAGUGAGCUGAAAUCAUGCCAUUGCACUCCAGCCUGGGCAGCAAGAGCGAAAAAGUCUAUCUCAAAAAAAAAGAAAGAAAAGAAAUUAAUUCAGAUGAUGUGACAUUACUAAAUUGUAUACAUAUUUAUAAAUGUGUAUUUCAGCUGUCUCAUCAGCCCUCCCCUCCAUUCAUUCCUAUUUUUCUGUAGUUAAGAAUACUGUAAAAAUGUGACUAUUCCUUAAUAUCAGAAAAGAAUGCACAGGCUGAGUCUUCCGGUCAAAAGUUAAAUACUGAUGGAAUCAAGUAUUUUGUAUGAAGUUCUCAUUUGUUAUCUCUAACGCUAUUUUGUGUUUUGCAUAUAGUAUUAUAGUAUGUGUAUAUCACUUUUUGUAUAGAGUAAGCAAUUGAAUAAUUUGUUAGUAAAAAUAAUACCACAUUGACUGAUACUGCUAUAGACAUAGCUUGAGUUUUAUGUCUCCUUUUUGCUCAUUUUCUAAGACUUAGGAGAAAGAAUAAAUCUAAAAUGACCAUUAAAACAUUCUCCAUUCCAGCUUGCUGUGUAACUUAGGAAGUAUAAAACUAUACUUCUCUUUAUCUGCAUGUAAGUUUGCUGUUAAAGUGUGAAUUUCUAAAUGUGUAUUUGGAAUUAUUUCCGUAGUUUAUUUCUGCAAACUAUGUAAAUUUGUUAUAUGUGUGAGUAUGUGUACAUAUGUAUAUUUUGGAGUAAUAUAAAAUUAAAGGGAACAAUCUUGCAUAGCUCUUUCACCAGUUUUAAAUUAUUGAUAUGUUAUUUUUAAGGACUCUUGACAAACUAGGGGCAAUUUCCUUAUAGUGGAGACCCAGUGAUUAUCAGCAGAUGAGGAAAUAGGUUAAAAAUUGCUAUGUGGCAAUUUGUAUAUAAAGUAAUAGGAUGUGAGAAAAAUACUGAAUCUUAAGAAUGACAUGGAAUUCUGUGGCAGAAACAAAAGAAAAAGUUGAUGUAGUAUAUACCUUCAACUGUGUUUUGAGUUGACUUUUUUUUUUUUCUUUAAGCUUUGGGUAAAAAUGUAUGAGGAGGGAGAGGGCCCAAUAUAAAUAUUUACAUCUUCUUACCUUUUUGGAAAUGGAAGAAGAUAAAUCUUGAGUUUUUCUACCUAUAUUAAUCAGGAAUUGCCCUUUGAAAAAAGUGCUAAAUAAAUGUUUUGAUUUUUUUUUUCAAGGGAAGUUAGGUGAAAGAAGGAAAAACAUCACAGGAAAGACUGUUAACAUUCUGUUUGUUGUCUGAGAGGUGAGGAACCAAAGGGAGGCAACUAAAGCGGGAAACCGUCUUGCUUUUUCUAAUCAGUUCUUGGAACAGAAAUGUGGAAGCUACCUUUAGGAACAUGGAGAAUUUCCAAACCAACAGGCAAAGGAAAGCUAGCGCACAAAAAUGACAUUCUGAAGAUGCAGGUUUCAGCCAGGCGCGGUGGCUCAAGCCUGUAAUCCUAGCACUUUGGGAGGCCAAGGCAGGUGGAUCACCUGAGGUCAAGAGUUAGAGACCAGCCUGGCCAACAUGGUGAAACCUCAUCUCGACCAAAAAAUGCAAAAAUUAGCCAGGCGUGGUGGUGGGUGCCUGUAAUCCCAGCUACUGGGGAGGCUGAGGAAGGAGAAUUGCCUGAACCUGGGAGGCGGAGGUUGCAGUAAGUCAAGAUCGCGCCAUUGCACUCCAGCCUGGACAGCAGAGCAAAAACUCCAUCUCAGAUAAAUAAAUAAACAAAUAUGCAGGUUUCAUUUUUGUUUUGAAUGCUUUACAUUACUAUUCCUAUCUUUUACUUUAAAAACUAGGAGUGAUGUUGUCAAGUUCAAAGGCAUGAGGGUGAUUGAUGGAUUGAGGUAAAUAGCCAAGUUUGUCUGUUUUUGUUUUUUAUAGUUACAGAGUCUCACUUUGUUGUCCAGGCUGAAGUGCAGUGGUGCAAUCAUAGCUCACUGAGAUUGCCAGGUUCAACAAAGAGGAAUUUAUAGGAUGGGGAUAUAGGGUAGACUUGACUCUGCUUUAUCCGGGAAAGCUUUUAAAACUCUGAGCCAGUUAACUUUGAGUAAGCAUAAAACAUACUGUACUGGUGUUUGUAUUUUUCAUGCCACAAUAUUAAAAUGGAAUUUUAAAUGUAGAUUAUUAUAAUCUAUAAAAGAUAAGUAUGCAUGUAUUAGGAUACUGGAAAAUAUGCAAAUCGUAGUAAAAAAAAGGGACUGCUCUAGGUUUUCAGUUAUAACUGAAUUUGCCAUGUGGGUAUAGGUAUAGUGUAAAUUACAUUAAUGUAGUAAAACAUCAAUUGUGGUUGGGUUUGUCUUUCAUUUAUGUGUAGUAUAGAAAUCACCUUUCUAAUAUGUGUUGCCAAACUAUUUGCCACCAUCUAUUUGGUGAAAUAUUCAUUGUCAUUGUGAUUUUCCACAAGUAUAAGUUCUUAAGUACUUUAUAGAUUCAGAAGUAAAUGCUGUCCUGUUCUCCAUCAGCUGUUCAUUUGUUACAGAUUUUGUAUUUCUUUUUUUUUUUUUUUUUUUUGAGAUGGAGUCUCACUCUGCCACACAGGCUGGAGUACAGUGGUGCGGUCUCGGCUCCCUGCAACCUCUGUCUCCCGGGUUCAAACGAUUCUUCUGCCACAGCCUCCUGAGUAGCUGGGACUACAGGUGCCUGCCACCACCCCUGGCUAAUUUUUGUAUUUUUUUUCUUUUUUUUUUUUUGAGAAGGAGUCUCUCUCUGUCACCCAGGCUGGAGUGCAGUGGCACGAUUUUGGCUCACUGCAAGCUCCGCCUCCUGGGUUCACGCCAUUCUCCUGCCUCAGCCUCCCGAGUAGCUGGAAUUACAGGCGUCCGCCACCGUGCCCGGCUAAUUUUUUUGUAUUUUUAGUAGAGAUGGGGUUUUGCCAUAUUGGCCAGGCUGGUCUCGAACUCCUGACCUCAAGUGAUCCACCCACCUCGGCCUCCCAAAGUGCUGCGAUUACAGGCAUGAGCCACCGCACCUGGCCAGAUCUUUGUAUGUCUUAAGUGUUUCAAAGUUUUAAGCAUUUUUCUGGGGGGAUGUCCAUUUUGGAGGGAUCCAUUUUGAUCCUUUGUACUCUAUAAUGUGAACUUUCCCCUGUUCCAACACUUAAAAGAGAAUUAUUAGCACAUAAUCUAAAAGAUGGAAUUUUUUUUUUCUUGAGACAGAGUCUCGCUCUGUCGCCAGGCUGGAGUGCAGUGGCGCGAUCUCGGCUCACUGCAACCUCUGCCUCCUGGGUUUAAGCGAUUCUCCUGCCUCAGCCUCUGGAGUAGCUGGGACUACUGGUGCAUGCCACCACACCCGGCUAAUUUUUGUAUUUUUAGUAGAGACAGGGUUUCACCAUAUUGGCCAGGAUGGUCUCGAUCUCUUGACCUCGUGAUCCGCCUGCCUCGGCCUCCCAAAUUGCUGGGAUUACAGCACUGUGCCCAGCUAGGAAAUUAUUUUUUAAGUGAAAUUUUAUUUUAUUUUUUUUUAGGAUUUUGGUAGAGAAUGAGUAGGCCUACUCAUCAAUAUCAAACAGGACAUUUAGUUUCUUUCCUUAGAACAGACAUAAAUUUAAUUUCAUGGUAAUAUGAUAAUAAGAAAAUGCUUCUAUUUUUCUUUAGCACCUCCAUGGUUCUCAUAUACCCAUGUCUGUAAAAAGUGACAUGAGAAUUUUGUUGGGUUACAUUUUAUUGUAUUUAUUAGAUUCGCUUAUAUAGAUGACUUAGGCAGAAAUAAAGUCAUGUCUUUACAAGGUGAACAAGCCAACUUGUGAUGGCCUGCCUUUUGCUUUUGGCAUUUGGGAUGAGAACAACUGACUCUCCCAUUGGUUGUUAGAUAGUUGAAAUGGUGCGUUGGUGGUCAUACUUAGUGUUCUAGGCUGUGAAAUCAUGGAGUUCUUCCACUUCCAAGAAUGACUCAUUUGCUGUUGGAUUCUAGUACAGAAUUUAGCAGCCUGAUGUGUCCCCAAACUGAUUUAAUUUCUACUGAAGUGCCCUUGUGUACAUUUGUUUUGUAAUUUACCAAAGUACUACCUGAGUGUAUAAUGACUCCUGCAGUGAGUUAAUGUAAUUGCUGCUUUGACCAUUGUUUUAAAUCUGUGUACUAGAGUAACUGUGAGCAGAAUAAAAUCACAUUAUCUCAAUGUUCAAAAUAUCAUUCUAAUAAAGUACAUGCAUUAAACAAUUUUAAAAA
Gorilla gorilla gorilla (western lowland gorilla) is the source of this 6952-nucleotide messenger RNA. It is a transcript of the gene PPM1K, whose product is annotated as protein phosphatase, Mg2+/Mn2+ dependent 1K. The transcript is spliced from 7 exons. Gene Ontology annotation, molecular function: protein serine/threonine phosphatase activity; cation binding. The record is from RefSeq and is a predicted model, not a curated record. NCBI's taxonomy places the organism in Eukaryota, Metazoa, Chordata, Mammalia, Primates, Hominidae. Gene Ontology annotation, biological process: protein dephosphorylation. Bases 870 to 1988 code for a protein of 372 amino acids.